CUUGGCUCCCCGCGCAGCUCUUGAUCCCUACCUCCUCCGCGGCCUCAGUUUCGCUCGCCUCUGAGCAGGCCGCAGUUCCCUGAUUUGUGAUUCCUGGGCUCAAAGCUCUGCGGCUACUGCGUUUCUGGGUGUCGCUGCUCCUGAGAGAUGACGCUCAAGUCGAGCGAAGGCGAGGGAGGGAACAGCAUGCGCACCGCACUCUCGGACCUCUACCUGGAGCACUUACUACAGAAGCGCAACCGACCUGAGACUUCAUUGAACCAGUCAAAUGUUGCCACUGAGGACAUGUACACCAAUGGGUCCACUGCUCCAGGUAGCCCUGCCCAUGCCAAAGGGCAGGAGGCACGGAGAGUUCGUCUCAUACAAUUUGAGAAGAUCACAGAAGAGCCCAUGGGAAUUACUUUGAAGCUGAAUGAAAAACAGUCAUGUACUGUGGCCAGAAUUCUCCAUGGUGGCAUGAUUCAUAGACAAGGCUCACUUCAUGUUGGAGAUGAGAUCCUAGAAAUCAAUGGCACAAAUGUGACUAAUCACUCAGUAGAUCAGCUGCAGAAGGCAAUGAAGGAAACCAAAGGAAUGAUCUCAUUAAAAGUAAUUCCUAAUCAGCAGAGUCGCCUUCCUGCACUACAGAUGUUCAUGAGAGCACAGUUUGACUAUGAUCCUCAAAAGGACAAUCUUAUCCCUUGCAAGGAGGCAGGACUGAAGUUUAUUACUGGAGACAUUAUCCAGAUAAUCAACAAAGAUGAUAGCAAUUGGUGGCAGGGGCGAGUGGAGGGCUCCUCCAAAGAGUCUGCAGGAUUGAUCCCUUCUCCUGAGCUACAGGAAUGGAGAGUGGCAAGUGUGGCUCAAUCUGCUCCAAGUGAAGCUCCAAGUUGCAGUCCCUUUGGGAAGAAGAAGAAGUAUAAAGACAAGUACCUGGCUAAGCACAGUUCCAUUUUUGACCAGUUGGAUGUUGUUUCCUAUGAGGAAGUUGUUCGGCUCCCUGCAUUCAAAAGGAAGACCCUGGUGUUGAUCGGAGCCAGUGGAGUGGGUCGUAGCCACAUUAAGAAUGCUCUGCUCAGUCAGAAUCCAGAGAAGUUUGUAUACCCUGCCCCAUAUACAACACGGCCACCAAAGAAGAGUGAAGAAGAUGGGAAGGAGUAUCACUUCAUCUCAACAGAGGAGAUGACAAAGAACAUCUCUGCCAAUGAGUUCUUGGAGUUUGGCAGCUAUCAGGGCAACAUGUUUGGCACCAAAUUUGAAACAGUGCACCAGAUUCAUAAGCAGGACAAGAUUGCCAUCCUUGACAUUGAGCCCCAGACCCUGAAGACUGUUCGGACAGCUGAGCUUUCGCCUUUCAUUGUGUUCAUUGCACCUACUGACCAGGGCACUCAGACUGAAGCCCUGCAGCAGCUGCAGAAGGACUCUGAGGCCAUCCGUAGUCAGUAUGCUCAUUACUUUGACCUCUCUUUGGUGAAUAACAGUGUUGAUGAAACUCUUAAGAAAUUGCAAGAAGCCUUUGACAAGGCUUGCAGUUCUCCACAGUGGGUGCCUGUCUCCUGGGUUUACUAAGCUUACAAAAUUGGCAGCCCCUCCAAAGCAUUUAGAAUGCCAUCACCUUUGCUUAAGCCAAAAGGGUUACUUCCCCCUCCUGCAGCCUGAGCUCCUUCGCUUUCAACUAUAGAAUGUCUUUUUACUCUGAAAUAAGUAUCUUCUGAAACUUUCAAACAACUGUGCAAUAGAAUGUAUGCUGUAAGGAAACCUUCCAAAGCAAUAAAAAUGCUGCUGUGACUUGGCAACUCCAUUCCCA
Molecule: messenger RNA, 1786 nt
Organism: Grammomys surdaster
Lineage: Eukaryota; Metazoa; Chordata; Mammalia; Rodentia; Muridae
Gene: Mpp1
Product: membrane palmitoylated protein 1
Exons: 12
Coding region: 148-1548 (466 amino acids)
Cellular component (GO): cell-cell junction; plasma membrane
Molecular function (GO): signaling receptor binding
Source: RefSeq, a predicted model, not a curated record